UGCUUUGUUUAAUAAGGCUGCAUAUAAUAUUGGAGGGCAAGUCAUUACUGCCAACUGCAUUGAGUACUCCAUUUUGGGUUGUCGGACAUCUCGGAUGGGUCGUUGGCUUGAAACUAUACUCUCAAAUGCUACGAGGAAGAAAUCUGGGGAAGACAAGCAGCUUAUCUGGUCCAAAAUGGGUCUCCCUAGUUGCCAUCCCCUUGUUUUCUUUGCAAUCUGCACCGGAGCUUCCUCGGACCCCAUCCUAAGAGUCUACAGUGCCAAGAAUGUGACAGAGGAGCUGGAGAAAGCCAAGAAGGAAUUCCUUCGAUCCCACGUUGUGGUCAAGAAAUCUAACAAAGUUUUUCUGCCAAAAGUCCUCGAUAGAUAUGCAAAAGAGAUAUGCACCAACUGUGACAAUUCUACAAGCUUUAAUAGAUAUGCAAGCUUUAAGCCUAUCAAGCAUGUUAAACUAAAAAUUCUACAAGCUUUUCUUAGGAAGUUGGCAAUUUUCCACUAUUGGUUAAACUCAUAUUCUAAAGAACGUUUCAUUUUAGCUUUCUUUCUGCAAAUAAUUUUGAAGAAACGUUGCAUUUCUGCAACAACAGUGUUUUUUGCAAGACAGCGUUUGCAGAGAAGAAAGCGUUUCAUUUUUGCAAGCUUUCUUUCUGCAGUUUGA
Molecule: messenger RNA, 658 nt
Organism: Zingiber officinale
Lineage: Eukaryota; Viridiplantae; Streptophyta; Magnoliopsida; Zingiberales; Zingiberaceae
Exons: 5
Coding region: 95-658 (187 amino acids)
Source: RefSeq, a predicted model, not a curated record